ACAACUCGGUCUAAAAUGGCGCAGUGACAUCAGUUUUAUUUGUCGUUCGCCUUCUUUCCCCAAAAAAGUCUUAAAAUGGCUUCUUUAAAAGUCUAUUUUAUCGRCUAUUAAACUUCAAUAGUGUUUUGUUUUGCUGUCAUGUUGGAUUUAGAAGUCGUUCCUGAGCGUUCUUUAGGGAAUGAGCAAUGGGAAUUUAUACUAGGCAUGCCAAUAGCUCAGUGUGUUCAGAUAUUAAAGAAACAGUGCCGUACAAUUCGCAGUGUACAGGUUAUGUACAGCGAGGCAAAUCCUCUAGCUAUGGAUUUGGUAUUAAAUAUGCCAAAUGAUGGGAUACGUCUAGUGUUUGAUUCUGUCAGUCAAAGGCUUAAGAUAAUAGAAGUCAACAAUAUGAGCAAAGUGAAGCUAAAAUACUGUGGAGUUCACUUCAAUUCACCUCAAGUUCAACCAACUAUAGAACAGAUUGACAUGUCAUUUGGUGCUACACAUCCAGGAGUUUAUGAUCCAAGUCUUCAGUUGUUCAUUCUGAACUUCAGAGGACUGUCAUUUUCUUUCCCUAUAGACUCCAAGUUUGAGCCCUAUUAUACUCAUGGACUGGGUUCACUGAAGUUCUCUUCUGGAGCAUCACCAACUGUUUCUCGUAUGUCAAUCUAUCAUGGAAACAGUAUUGCAGAUGCAAGAGCACCACCAUUUCCACUACAGUGUUUCCAUGGAAACUGCUUUGCUGAWAAUGUAGAAGUUAUUCGUGAUAGUAAUGAUGUCAAAGGUUUGAAGCUAUACUUAGUUGCUGAAGGCACUGGCCCUGGAAAGAUCUUGGAAUUACGGAGAAGAACUUUUGAAAGGACUGUCAUGUUUGGGGAUUCUUGUCAGGAUGUGAUUAGUGCACUAGGGUCACCGUGUAAAGUUUACUAUAAAGCAGAGGACAAGAUGAGAAUUCAUGCUCCAUCUCCUCAUAAACUAGCUCAAUCCAAAAUGUCUGACUACUUUUAUAAUUACUUUACAUUGGGCCUGGAUAUUUUGUUUGAUGCCUGCACACAUCAAGUCAAGAAGUUUAUUUUACACACAAAUUUCCCAGGGCAUUACAACUUCAACAUAUAUCAACGAUGUCAUUUUAAGAUUCCAAUAACAAGAGAAACAAAGUCAGGCUUGCAAGAUGACUCACCUCUAGUUGUUACACCAAGUAGUAAGUGGGAUAGUGUGCAGGACUACCUUGGUAAACCUCUUGAGGCACCAGUAGUACUCAAUAGGGCCUCUUCAACCAAUACGACUAACCCCUUUGGUUCCACAUUCUGCUACAAUUUGCAACAAAUGAUUUUUGAGGUAAUGGCCAACAACCACAUGGCAUCACUGACCUUGUAUCGACCCUCCAAGCAAUGAUUGUAUGAAUGAAUAUCAAAUAUAUUCUAACGUGUUUUCAUAUUAUUUAUCCAAGUUUAAAUARAAAUAUAGCAUAUA
Molecule: messenger RNA, 1452 nt
Organism: Exaiptasia diaphana
Lineage: Eukaryota; Metazoa; Cnidaria; Anthozoa; Actiniaria; Aiptasiidae
Product: UPF0183 protein C16orf70 homolog
Exons: 17
Coding region: 139-1374 (411 amino acids)
Biological process (GO): Golgi to plasma membrane protein transport
Cellular component (GO): trans-Golgi network
Source: RefSeq, a predicted model, not a curated record